Ooceraea biroi (clonal raider ant) is the source of this 1621-nucleotide messenger RNA. RefSeq names its product mediator complex subunit 18 (gene MED18). Lineage: Eukaryota; Metazoa; Arthropoda; Insecta; Hymenoptera; Formicidae. The record is from RefSeq and is a predicted model, not a curated record. Gene Ontology annotation, molecular function: transcription coregulator activity. Gene Ontology annotation, cellular component: core mediator complex; mediator complex. Gene Ontology annotation, biological process: termination of RNA polymerase II transcription; regulation of transcription by RNA polymerase II.
UCUCUGAUAUCAGCAUUGAUACACUUGCUUCAAAUAAAUUCUGUUUUGUUUCUCUCCAUAUUUCUAGGUUAACUUGUUAUGUUUACUUUCACUGUCAGCACUGAAAGUAUCGUUCCAAGUUGAAAAUCAUUUUUGUACUAGCACACUUAUCAAAAUUGAAAAGCUGUUGCCCCGUGAUAGCAUUUUUCAUGACGUCCGAACGCAGCCUAAUAAUUAUAUAUAACUUCCGUAUUUACCAGAAAUGCAAGACGGUGAUUGGCCGCCGCGUUUACCUUCCUUUGCACUAAUCUAGCUUUAUCUCACAGACUCGAGCGUCGUAAACACUGAAUGUACUUGAACGUUCGUAUAAAUUUACUUUCUCUUAUUGACACUAAAUAUUGAUUAUAAAAAUAAUUAAUAAAGUGUAAGGUGUGCAAACACAUGGCAAUUUAUAAAAAGCUAUGAUGGUAAAGCUAUCAUAGGUAUAAUAAAGUGAACCGUUACAUGUAAUAAGAAAUUUAUAUGCAUGCAAAUGGUAUUGAGUGUUAAUAAGUUUCUAUAUCAGAAUUUCUGUGUUUCUUCCUUCUUCUUCAAUUGUCUUCAAGUUUGUUGAAGACACAAUUCUUGAAAGACAAGCCAGCAUGACUGCUCCGAUCAGUACUGCCAUGGACAGCUUGAGCGCUGCGCUUAAAUCCAAUAUUAUUCCAAAUCAAGAGUACUUGCUUCAAGGAUCGGUAUUGGAUAGUGCCGUAGAAGUCCUGCUGCACAGACUUCGUGGUUUAUGUGAUAAUGUAGAUAGUGGACCAGAAACUUUCAACGAUCACGAGAUGUGCUUCAGCAUCCGCAGAGGCUCUCCACAAGAACAACCAUUAUUGUUACGUGUACGACGCGCUAUGGACUAUCAGGACAUGCCAUGGCAGUUGCGAUACAUCGGCCAACCUGAACUGGGUGAUAAAUCACGACCAACAAUUGUACGCAGCAGCAUCGAUAUCGCCACCAGCAACACAGUCGUGGAGUUUCUCACUGAACUAGGUUGCAAGCUAGAUUUUGAGUACAUUGCUCGUGGUUACAUGUUCCGCAAAGGCCGGAUGAAAGUUACCGUGUCAAAGAUCUUUAAGAUGAACCAAAGCAAGAUGCCAGAAAGUGUAGAAGCGAUAUCACAAAGCUACUUGGUAGAACUCAGUGUGUUGGCUCCCAGUGGGCAGGAUGCUAUUGCAGAGGACAUGAGGAUAUUUGCGGAACAAUUGCGACCCCUGGUGCAACUUGAAAAGAUAGAUUACAAGAGACUGGUGCAUUAGAAUAAAAUUACAAUUUCACUAGAAACAAGAGAAGAAGUAUGGAAUAUCUUAAAUAAAUUGUAAUGCAGAGAAAUUUCUUAGCUGAAAUAAUCGAUUUGUUACGAUAACAAAUAUACAAAAUAAGUUAUAUUUUAAGUAUUUAUAUAAUUUUAUUUUAUUUAUUUAUAUGAUUAUAUAUUUUAUGUCAUCUUUCUUAAUUCGAUUCUUAUGUUUCGUUAAAACGGUAGCGUAGAUAAUUAAAAGGAUAUUAAUAUCAAAUUUAAAACUUUCCUGGGAACAUUCAUGUAGAUUCUCUUUGGUUGAAUUCUUUGCGGAUAAAAUAAAAUCGAUAUAGGUUCACUGCA